CCUGUACACAUACUUUUCACAACACUUGUCAUAGCAGGGAAACUACAGGUGGAAUAUGAUAAAUGCGGUUUCCCCCCGUUAAGUGUACAAUACAAAGGCCUUUCAUGUGGAAUGCAAUACAAUACAUUUAUUUAACACACUUGUACUUUUACUGCUAUGAAAUCAACAUAUCUUUGGUGGAAUAGGUAUUUUAGGAAAUAUUUGCAUUUUGGCAUCCUCUACAACAUGUAUUUGAGUUAAACCAACUAGUGAUCGUUUGCACUCACGUUUGAGGAUGAUAAGAGGAAACAUAUUAAUCGAAUGUUGAUUCUAUUGUGGGGUAAAUAUAUGAGAUCAUUUUGAAUGUGUUGAAAAAACUACCAAUUGCUGAGACGGUCUUGAACGCACCCCCGUAUCACCUGCAACCAGCGAGAGUUUAGUGCAAAUGGGCGGCGUUUUUUCUGGACGAGGAAGCCCUAAAGCGGCCUUUCAAGCUGUACUUCCCACCCUGUCGGUCCGGUGCCGACCCAAGCACCAUGACUAUAUUAAUGCUUGCAUGUAAAUAUACGCCGUGGUGGCUGUCUUCGGAGUAGAAAGGCCUGUCGCUGGUGACCCGGCCCGCCGUCCUGAGCGCCGUGUGCAGCGGGAGGUAUGCUUGAGCUUCCGGCUCCGAGAGAAACUGGGGAGUCAGUUGGUGCCCAGGGUCUUUGACAGAGAGCAGCGUCUGCGGGGAGGAGAGCAGGCCGGUUGGGAACAUCCACCCCGUGAGACACACGACCCGUCACCACUUUCAUGACCCACAGUGGGAAUCCAGCUCGCUGUAUAUGAGGUGGUGCCUUUGAGCUAACGUUAGCCUCGCUUGCUGGCCCAGAAGCCACCCUGGACAAAGUGUUUAAAUCUGACCACGACCUCCUCGUGUACUUAAUAUCACUAAACCCACGGACAAAGUAUUCCAUUAGCAGACAGCCAGUGGUAACCAGUACACUUUGACCAUUAACUUGAGCGAACGACUAGUGUUCGCCUUUUGCUCGCUAGCGUUCAGAUCUGUAGCUGUCACCACUGAAGCAACACGAGAAGAGUGUCGAUGCCUUGGCUAAGAUGAGUGUGAAGGCUUUUGAGCUAGUCCCCGCUGUGGAGAGAGAGCUCCUCAUGGGCGACAAGGCUCGCAUCAACAUCGAGUGCAUUGAAUGCUGUGGAAGACACUUGUACAUGGGCACCAAUGACUGCUUCAUCCACCACUUCCUGCUGGACGAGGUCACUUCCUCCAAAGGGAAACUUAGUUACUCGGCUCAGAAGCUGCUGCACAAACAUAUGGGCCUCAAGAAACCAGUUGCUGAGCUGCGCGCCGCCUCCGCUUUGGAGCGCCUGAUCGUGCUUUGUGAUGGAAUCGUCUUCCUGGUCGAUAUGGUGACACUGGAGACCGUGCCCUCGGCGACAGGCGGUGGAGCCAAGAUCAGAGGCGUGAACGCAUUCUGCAUUAACGAGAACCCUGUGAACGGUGACCCGUUCUGUGUGGAAAUGGGCGUGCUCUCCUCCAAGCGUCGUACGGUGCAAAUUUACAUGGUGUACGAGGACCGAGUGCAGCUGGUCAAAGAGGUGACCACUCCUGAGCAACCUUGUGCCGUCAGUGUUGAUGGUUACUUCUUGUGCCUGGCCCUCACUUCACAGUACAUGAUUCUGAACUACAACACAGGAGCCUCCCAAGAUCUCUUCCCUUACAACAGUGAAGAGAGGAGGCCCAUUGUGAAGCGGAUUGGCAGGGAGGAGUUCCUCUUAGCAGCACAUGGCGGUCUGGGAAUGUUUGCCAAUGCAGAAGGGGUAUCGCAGCGGGCUCCAGUCAACUGGUCAGAGGGUGUGAUUGGUGCCGCUGUGUCUUUUCCGUACGUGGUUGCUCUGGAUGAAAGCUUCAUCACCAUCCACAGCAUGUUGGACCAACAGCUAAAACAAACUCUUUCGUUCAGGGACGGACACAUUCUGCAAGACUUUGAAGGAAAGGUAAUUCUGGCUUCCACGAAGGCAGUGUAUGUCCUGGUGCCGCUGCCCCUGGAGAAACAGAUCCAGGACUUACUGGCCAAUCACAGAGUUGAGGAGGCGCUCAUCCUCACAGAGGGAGCACAGCAAAAUAUUCCCAAAGAAAAGUUCCAGAUUUUGCACAAAAGAAUCCUGCAGCAGGCAGGUUUCAUACAGUUUAGCCAACUUCAGUUUCUAGAAGCAAAAGAACACUUCAGGAAGGGUCAGCUGGAUGUGCGAGAGUUGAUAUCUCUCUACCCUCUGCUGCUGCCAGCGUCCUCUUCAUUCACACGCUGCCACCCUCCCCUCCAUGAGUUUGCAGAUCUCAACCACCUGGCACAGGGCGACCAGGAAAAGGUUCUGCGAUGCAAGGAGUUCCUAAUCACUUACUUGGGAGAGGUACGAAGCACAGAGGUGGCCAAUGGCUGCAGAGAGGACGUGGACACUGCACUACUAAAGCUGUACGCUGAACAGAAUCAUGACAGCCUUCUCGACCUGCUCGCUUCAGACAACGCCUGCCUACUAGCAGACAGCGUCCCAUGGCUGGAUAAAUAUCAUAAAUAUUUUGCACUUGGGCUGCUCUAUCGUUCUAAUGGUCAGGAUUCAGCAGCACUUCAGCUGUGGAUUCAAGUGGCAGAUGGGGAUCUGCAGGACUCCACCAGAGCCGACCUCUAUGAGUACAUCGUGGACUUCCUCUGCUCCUGCUCCAAUCUGGACCUUGUGUGGAAGUAUGCAGACUGGGCCUUGCGGAAGGAUCCCACCAUGGGUGUCCACAUCUUUAAGAAGAGGCCGUCCAGUAAAGAGCUGCCAGAACUGAACCCUGAUGAUGUUGUCUCUUACCUGGGAGAGCACAGCCAGGCGCUGCUUCUCUACCUGGAACACCUGGUGCUGGAGAGACGGAUAAAGAAGGAGAAGUUCCACACACACCUGGCCAUGUUGUACCUGGAGAGGGUCUUGUCACUGUUGUCGCAGUCACCAACAGACGAAGAGCAGAUCUCUAGAGCUCGAGAGAGGCUCCAAACUCUGUUCAGGGUGUCCAACCUUUACCGUGCAGAGUUUCUGUUAGGUAAGAUGGAGAACUGUGAACGACUGCUGCUAGAACGUGCAACACUACAUGGAAAACUGGAGGAGCAUGAUAAAGCACUGCAUAUAUUGGUGCACAAGCUAAGAGACUUCCCGGCUGCUGAGGCCUUCUGUGUAUGGGCCUCUUCUUGCCGGGAUUCGGUGUAUCGAGAGCAGCUAUUCCACCUGCUCUUGGGGGUUUAUCUAGACGGGAACCCUCCUGAGAAACCCCAGACUGCAGCAGGAGCUGGAGACCUGGAGAUGGCAGCAGUGGACCUCCUAAAUCGGCACGGCGAGGUGUUCGAUGCAGUUCGGGUUCUGCACAUGCUUCCUGAAGGCUGGUCACUGCAGCUGCUGCGGCCCUUUCUGGGUCGAGCCAUCCGGGCCAGUAUGCAUGCCUGCCGCACCUCCCAGAUCGCUAUGGGGCUAGCCCACUCAGAAAACCUUCAACUGCUGCAUGACCGGUUGAAAGACCGCAAGAAACCAAUCUUUGUGUCGGAAAAGAAAGGAUGCCACCUGUGCCACAACACCUUCAGUGAGCCUGACGUGGUGUGUCUGCCAGGCGGAGUGCCUGUCCAUACCCACUGUGUCGCCCAGAGAGUAAGAGACUCUCCCACAAAGAGACAGUUAACAAAUAGCAGUAGCCAUACGUGAGACUUGACGCGUCAAAUUGCCACCUGAUCUGUGAUCGGAGGCAUCAAACGAAAGCAGGACGUGCUGAGGACUGUGGGGAUAACAAAAAAGCACAGAACACCCAUUGCCAUAGAGUCUGCUAUGGAGCUGGUUAGAAACACAAAGAAAGCUGUGUGUAUGUGUUGUGAGGGAGAAAUGGUUGAUUUCAUCUAUUUAUUCCUGCAUUUAUACCACUCUGUCAAACUGCAAGUUCUCAAUAGAAGUUAGACCCCGUUCAGAGCUGGCUUUGGCUUGUAAGAUGAUGGCUUGGUCUGCUGCCUCCCUGAUGCAGGUGAUUAUUUGCUUAUAGAGCGCGGAAGGGAGAUGCGAUCACAAGUGGUCAACCGAGAAGCAUUUUAAUGCCGGGUGUGAACUGACGACGGGUUAGAGCCGUCCACUUGUGGUCGGAUCGCCUAAGACGCAUGUUGGCGCCAGGCCUGAACGGGGACUAAGAAACAACAGCUUAUUCACCCGGCCCAUUAAUCCAUUUGAACAAAGAUGUAAUCAAAGACAGGCUCCUGGCCUUUCCAAUGGGUCCAGGGCUGUACCGGUCAUCAUCUGAUAAACUACCUGGCCUACCGAACGCAAAAUAUUUGAAACUUUUUGCAAAUAUUUGCCAAGCAUGCAGAGUAUUACACCACUCUUACAGUUCUGGUCUCAUCACCUCAUAUGGGUAUUGUAUUAAUAUUGUCCUAACUUGCACAUUGCAAUGCUAGGUUUUAAUGUGAAGUACUACAAAGAUCAGUACUGAUGGAAACUGAGUCUUUUAUGUGUGUCUUUUACUCGGUGGGAUCUGGUCUCACUGCUUUAUUUCCCCCUCAGCUAGAAGAGCACUGGAUGUUGUAUUCACAGCACUUCAGUCCAAAACCUAUUCGUUAUCAUGGCUAGAAACUCUGUGGAAACAGUGUAAGACACUACAUGAAAUCUCACAUUGCUCUUCUCCUCAUCACUGCGUGUGACUGGGGAGUCGAUACUCAAACUGCAUCAAGGGCCAAUCAGAUUGACUCUCUAAAACGUGCACAAAUCAGAUGAUGUAUACGGAUCACAUGUCAUAGACGCAUUGUGAAACGUGACAGCAAAUGUUACCACUCGGAUAUAAGUGAUGUGUAGCAUAUCGUCAUUCAAGCUCCAUAAUUUCUGUCUGGUUUUGAGUAACGGAGGAAUAAAUCAACAGGGAUCUUCUCCACUCGCCUGCUGUCCUUGAUCCAUUUAGUUUGUUUGGCUCAAACAUCGAGCGAUAAAGAUAUUUUUUAUCCUGGCAACACAAAACAAAAGUCAAUAAGUGGCAAACAUAAUUAAUAGGUACACAUUUGACUCCAGAGGGGGGUCUUCGGGAAGGGCAUGGAAAUAUUUAGUUCCAGACAUUUUCAAUUUGAAUACCCAAGAUAAUUGUAAUUUAUCACCGUUAUUAUGCUCUGUGUGUUAUUCAGGUUUUUAUUUUUUAUUUUUUACAGUUUACACAUUGCAAGAUAUGUUGCUAAAAAAUACUAUAUACAUUUGACUAAAAGAUGGCAGUAAAGUGUUAAAUGUUGAAAAGAAAUUUCCAUCAAAUACAGGUGGAUUAUAAUGGAAAAAUACAUGUUGGUAUUUAUCACUAUUCUACUAAAUUACCUGAAUAUCCCUUUAAUUUGUGGUUAAAAUCUAAAUUGAACUGUUUAGAACAAAUGUGUAUUCAACACAACCCAUUCACACCCUGAUCUCGGGUAAAAGGAAGUGCUUUGGCACUCUAUGAACAUAUCUUCCUCCUGUUGCGUCAUACUGUGACAGUGUACAGUACUAGCAUGAAAACCUCCAGAUUAAACCGUUGAUGUGGACGAAGAGGAUUUUCUACAGCAUUUCUCAAGAAAGAAACAAAAACUCAUAAUGCGUGUUAUCGCACUGCACAUAACUCCUUCAUUUUAUUUUGAAAAUUAAGUGAAAACAAAACCUACAUCAUUCACAUCUUUGAUUGCUCAAGAACAACACCUCGGCUCUCAUAACUGUUUUAUCUUUAACUUUUUCACCUUGACAAAAUUAGAGUAUUAUUUCACCAAGAGGUCCUAAAAGAUGUUGAUUGUCUAAUCUAAUUAUUUGUGACUUCUCACAAAUUGUGUUAUCAAAGGUGGCAAAAGACAAAUGAAAUGCAUAAGUGAGCAGUGAGUCAACCCUGACCAAAACUAUACGUGGUUACGAAAAGCUGCUUUACACAGAAAACCCUCUUUUAUAAAGUUAAUUCAUUUUAUUUCACCUGUCGCUCAUCCUAGAGAUGUCCUACACUGUCGGCCUGUUUCCGAAGAGGUUUACCCAGAUUUACAGUUAAAAAAACAAACGGCUAUUGAGAUGGUUGUCAUUUUUAUAAGAUCAGAAGACGCUAGAAUUUAAUCUGACGCUUUACACACUACACACUGAACAAGAUAUUCACUCAAAUACAUUUUGGGGAUAAGAGAAAAUCUGUCAGUAUUUCCAAAGGUAAGCUUCCAUCAACUUUAUUUUUUAGCGUUGGCAUUUUAUGAGUAGGCAAAAACUAAAAAGUCAGAAGUGUCUCUUCCAUUGUUUCUUUUCAAACUAAUUGGCAUUUGUCCAACCUUCUACUGUUUCUUGGGUUUUGCUUGUUUCUCUGGUGCUUGUGCGGUUGACGCCAGCCUUCUGUAAUCGCAACACAAUUCUGUGAGGGAACUUUUCAAAAAUGGGACUAUUUUUCUAGCAUGGAGAUCUGAAUGCUGUAGAUUCUGUUGACAUGACUCACUUUCCAUGACAGGAAUUCACAGCUUCUGCAUAACUCAACAGUUUAAGUGUAGCUUGCUUAAUUACAAUGCCUCCUAACCAUGACUUCAAAUAUUCAUAAAAAAUACAGUACAUUUGUGUAAAAAAACAAAAUACUAUUGUAUUUUAUAAUAUGUAUACUGUUAUGUAUAUACUGCAUUUGUACUUGUUUGUUGCUAUCUAAAUCAAUGUGGAUGGAGUGUACAAACUGUAAAUCCGUUGCAUUUUAAUAAACAUGAAACUAUAUAUCA
Molecule: messenger RNA, 6716 nt
Organism: Pseudoliparis swirei
Lineage: Eukaryota; Metazoa; Chordata; Actinopteri; Perciformes; Liparidae
Gene: tgfbrap1
Product: transforming growth factor, beta receptor associated protein 1
Exons: 13
Coding region: 1078-3705 (875 amino acids)
Biological process (GO): endosomal vesicle fusion; vesicle-mediated transport; autophagy
Cellular component (GO): cytoplasm; membrane
Source: RefSeq, a predicted model, not a curated record